Acanthocheilonema viteae is the source of this 1131-nucleotide messenger RNA. NCBI's taxonomy places the organism in Eukaryota, Metazoa, Nematoda, Chromadorea, Rhabditida, Onchocercidae. The record is from the annotation of a GenBank genome assembly.
AUGAAUACCUCUGUCGCAACUGAGAAGACCGGAAAUACCGGUAACAAUACGAUUAACCUGGAAUCUUUUAGAUUCAAGGAAAUACUUGGCGAGGAUGCCGCUCACAAGGUAGCUUUUGUGCUACUGGAUGUGAAGGGUUAUGGUAAUCAAGCUAUUAUGAUUGCGGAAAGGACUCCUUUUCCUAAGAAUGAACAGGACUGGAAUACAAUUGUCUCGCAUUGUUCAUUAAAAGCUGUAUCAACUAAUGACAUAUAUUCAAAUCUCAUUUUAUUCCCACCAGAGAAGUUUGCUGGGAUCAAGGCGACGUUAAUAAAUCCAUGUACUGAAAAGCAUAUUACGAAGUAUCGGGAUCAGAAGCGAUAUGUCAUUCAUGAAACGCCCGAUGAUUACAAGUCCAUCACUUUACCUUAUCUGGAGGAACAUCAGUUCACAUUGAAGUGGAUUUUCAAUUUGUUGGAGCACAAGGCGGAAGUGGACCGUAUUAUUUUUGAUGAUACAGAUCCACAGAAUGGUUUUGUUCUUGCCCUUGAUAUCAAAUGGGAUGGGAAGAAUUUGGAAAAUCUUUAUGUCUUAGCAAUUAUCAGGCGAAAAGGGAUUAAAUCUAUUCGAGAUUUAACUGUCAAUGAUCUUCCGCUGCUGGAGAAUAUUUCUCAAAAAAGUUAUACGGCAAUUACAGAAAAGUAUGGAAUUGAUAAGCAUCAGAUUCGAGCUUAUUUUCACUAUCAACCGACCUUCUAUCAUUUACAUGUUCAUUUCAUCCACGUAUCAUACGAUGCACCUGCCAGUGGUGUUGCAAUGAAAUACAUGCUUCUGUUUUGUCCAGAAUGCGGUUCGUCCUUGCAAGUUGAGGAGGGUUCCAAUUGUUAUCAGUUCAGUUGCCAUAACUGCCCAUACGUACAACCAAUUACCAAACUUAUAAAGAGUCGGCACUAUCCGAAGCUGAAAGAUUUGGACGAAGUUCUCGGUGGUCCUGGCGCCUGGGAAAACGCUCAAAUUACAGACGAACGUUGUCCACGUUGUGCUGGUAGUCGAGCAUAUUUCAUGCAAUUGCAAACGCGUAGUGCUGAUGAGCCAAUGACUAUUUUUUAUCGUUGUGCCAAUUCGGAAUGUGCACAUCGAUGGAAAGAAUAA